AUGGCACUGAUUACUGGCUUAUACUACCAUGAGUAUCCCCGGGACAUGGAAACUCUGGGCAGUACUGAGUUUGUUGGUAAGCAUUUUGGUGUUGGCACAACAAUAAGAUAUGAUGAUGUCAAAGCAAAACUUUUAUCGAUGAAGAAAGCUUCUCCAGAUCGAGUGAAGAUGGCGGUCCUCUACUUCUUGUGUAGUGUGCUCAUAGGGAAGAAGAAUCCAGGGAAGCAAGCACCAUCCGUAGAGCCAUUCUUUCUUAGGGCUAUUGAUGAUUUGGACAUGUGUAAAACGUUCCCUUGGGGUCGUUUGGCUUUUGAUGAGAACAUGAAGGACAUCUUUCAUUGUAUGAACCACUUUGGUGGAGUUUUGAGCACAAACCAAUGGGUCUUUCCUAGUUUCGUCAUUCCGUUGGAGGUUCUUGCUUUUGAGGCAAUUCCUGUUCUUAAGGAAAAUUUCCGAGAAGGUGUUAGUAAUGCACAUGCACACCGUCAUUGUCCUCGGAUGUGCAAGAUGAAAUUUAAAGCAAGUCGUAUCAUGGAUGAAGAGAGUCGCUAUGAUGAUGUAGAUGAUCCUGUUGCUGAUGGUUGGACCAAGUGUUUAAUUGAUGAAGAGAAGUCAAUAUGGUUUGAAGAGCUUUACAACCAAGAUUUGGCCACCCGGGAGACAAAUCCGGGAGAUGUGAAUCCGGAAAAUGUGAUUCUGGAAAAUGUAAGUCUGGAAGAUGUGAACCCAGUGGCUCCGGUGAAUUUGGCUCAGCUAGGAGCUAGAUUGGUUCAGCUAGAAGAACAAGUGAAGCAAGGGUUUAAGGAAAUUAUUGAGAAGGUUGAUGGUCUGGAUAACAUAGUUAAAUCUGUGGAAACCUAUGUGAUAUGGGCCUCAGGUGAAAAUGAAUAUUAUACGAAUGAAGGUGUUGGAGAUACGAAUGGAGGUGGCAAUGGAGAUAUGAAUGAAGGUGACAAGGAGCAAUCUGAGAUGAAGCAGGCUGAGAAGGAUAAGGUUGAGAGGGAGCAGGCUGAGAGGGAGCAGGCUGAGAGAGAGCAUGCUGAGAAGGAGCAGGCUGAGAGGGCUAAGACGGAGAAGGCUGAGAGGGCUGAAAGGGCUAAGACGGAGAAGGCUGAGACGGGUGAGAGGGCUAAGGCCGAGAAGGCUGAAAGGGCUAAGACGGCUAAGACCGAGAAGGCUGAGAGGGCUAAGACCGAGAAGGCUAAGAGGGCUAAGGCCGAGAAGGCUGAGCGGGCUAAGGCCGAGAAGGCUGAGAGGAAUAAGGUAGAGAAGGCUGAGAGGGCUAAAGCCGAGAAGGAUAAGACUGAGAGGGCUAAGGCCGAGAAGGAUAAGACUGACAAGGAGCAAGCUGAUAAGGCUGAGAGGGCUAAGGCCGAGAAGGAUAAGGCAGACAAGGAGCAAGCUCAUAAGGCUGAGAGGGCUAAGGCCGGGAAGGAUAAGGCUGACAAGGAGCAAGCUGAUAAGGUUGAGAGGGCUAAGGCUGACAAAGAGCAUGUUGAGAAGGAACAAACUGAGAAGGAAAAGGCUGAGAAAUCCGAGACCGAGAAGGCGAAGGUUGAUGAAGAAAAAGCACAACUUGGUACAACUAAUGAAGAGACAGAACAACUUGGUACAGUUGAAGAAGAGAAAGAACAACUUGGUACAAUUGAAGAAGAGAAAGAACAACUUGGGACAACGGAAGAAGGCCGAGAGGAAGAUGUUGAGAUGGAACAUGAUGUGUUUUGA
Molecule: messenger RNA, 1725 nt
Organism: Capsella rubella
Lineage: Eukaryota; Viridiplantae; Streptophyta; Magnoliopsida; Brassicales; Brassicaceae
Exons: 4
Coding region: 1-1725 (574 amino acids)
Source: RefSeq, a predicted model, not a curated record